AUGCCCCGCGCCACGAGUGAGUCUGCGCGACAAAAAGGGCAGAAGAACCCGAAUCGGUGCAAGCCCAAAUCGAAAGGAGGCUGUCAGAAAUGCAAGGAACGGCGGCGUAGGUGCGAUGAAACUAGACCUAGUUGUCGAGAGUGCUUGAGAAAGGGCUUUGUAUGCCCUGGAUAUCAGAAAAAGCCUCUAGAAUGGCGAUAUGUUUUUCAGGAUGGAGAAGACCAAGUUGAAAACCAGGAGCAAAUCCAAUCUAACUCGCCAUCAGCUGCGGAGUCAUCAGAAUCGCUUAUUGCUCUAGCACAAGACACUUGCGAGAGCAUACAAGGCGAGGCAGAAGCUACCCACAGCAAGCACCUACAGGAGCUUUGGGACGAGGCGAGCUCAACGAUCUUGGAUCAACUUCCAGACAUUGAUGCGUCCAUGGAUCUCCGAUCCAAGCCAGACUUCAGAUUAAACGAUAUCACUGUUUUCAAGACGACGUCACAAUCAGAUAGCCUGGCAAGUCUGCAUCGCCGACUGGCUAAUACAGCGAUACCCGCUUUUCUGAUCCACAUGCCAGCCAUUUUAGUCCAAUACUAUUUUGACUUCGUCUGCAAAGCCUGGUCAUCGUUUGACUCACCCUUGAAUCCCUUCCGGCUCAUUGUCAGCCGUCUUUGGAGUCAAAAUGCGGCAAUCUACUAUGCUAUCCAGAGCAUGGCUGCGGCCUCGCUUGCAAAUGACUUUCCGAGUAUGAGAGCAAUUGGAAUUCAGACACAACAACAAGCAAUUGCGUGUCUUCGAAACAAUCCUCGCAUAGGCUCGCUGCAUCGAGAUGAUCAAGAUGAUGAGUUUUUCUUGGCUCUUCUAAUGAUCGGCUUGACAACAGCCUGGCACAACGCCUCGGACUUGGGGUUGGAAUAUCUGAAAGAGGCGAAGGACUACCUCGUGAGCCAACAACAAACGUGUCAGAAUCCCGAAUCUACUUUUGCGAAACAAUACCCUCUAUUCCAGCAAUGUCUGCUUUAUUGGAAUAUGAUGGCCGCUUUUGUGGCGGAGGAUUCGCUGCUUCUGAGUGAAGAGAAGGUCCUGGAAAGACCUGACACAGAGAUGUCGGUAUACUUGGUUGAUGGUCAAGCCCUUCCCCAUCCAUGGACAGGACCACUUUCUAAAUCAAUCAGUCUCUUUUACCAAACUGCAAAAUUGAUUCGAGCGGCCCGGAUCUCCUAUCGCACACGCGACGAAGAUCUAGAUCUAGCAAAUAUUGACUUGGAUUUUCUUGUCGAAGAGAUCCACCAACAUGGAACAGCCGAGCGGCUCGAAGAGGAGAUUCUGUUUACGGGUAUUUCUUCUUACUGUGGGCCGGUCGAUAUCGGGGACACAGACACGCCCCCAACCCACUUCAUUACUCUAGCAGAAGCAUAUCGCUGCACGGCUCUACUUCAAAUCUACCAUGUCUUCCCCGACAUCCUAGAUGAGCGUCUUCGACGCGAAAAGUCCUCUGAACAAGAACCUUCCGUUCUCUUCUCUCUUCUCUUUGGGGCUGAUUCCACAAUACCCUCGGUGGAAGAAGCACGUCGAGUACUGGCUAUCCAUAUCGUAUCGCUUCUUGAUCAAAUACCUCCCACGUCCGGGACUAGAUGUAUGCAUCCCGUAGUUCUUACUUGCAUUUCGAGCGAUCUUGUGUUUUCGAAUCAGUCUCUUUUCGGUCCCGCGGCGAACGCUAUUGCUUGUUUAAGCGCCUUAGACGUGGAAAUUGCUCAGGCUCGGCGAAAGGUUAGCAUGUGGUUUUCGGAACUUACCUUGAUUCUUCCAAAAUUGCGGUUGCAACGCAUGUCUCGCAUUGUGCACGAGACUUGGAGUAAAGCGGAUGCUGGAGUUAGUGAAUAUUGGCUGGACAUAAUGCUUGAACAUAACCUUGAGACCAUGAUGGGAUAA
Molecule: messenger RNA, 1914 nt
Organism: Penicillium pulvis
Lineage: Eukaryota; Fungi; Ascomycota; Eurotiomycetes; Eurotiales; Aspergillaceae
Product: Zn(II)2Cys6 transcription factor
Exons: 2
Coding region: 1-1914 (637 amino acids)
Biological process (GO): positive regulation of transcription by RNA polymerase II
Cellular component (GO): nucleus
Molecular function (GO): transcription cis-regulatory region binding; DNA-binding transcription factor activity, RNA polymerase II-specific; zinc ion binding
Source: RefSeq, a predicted model, not a curated record